Messenger RNA from Hermetia illucens (black soldier fly), 3718 nucleotides. It is a transcript of the gene Drat, whose product is annotated as zinc-type alcohol dehydrogenase-like protein C1773.06c. Gene Ontology annotation, biological process: alcohol metabolic process. NCBI's taxonomy places the organism in Eukaryota, Metazoa, Arthropoda, Insecta, Diptera, Stratiomyidae. The record is from RefSeq and is a predicted model, not a curated record. The transcript is spliced from 5 exons. Gene Ontology annotation, molecular function: alcohol dehydrogenase (NADP+) activity. Bases 581 to 1795 code for a protein of 404 amino acids.
AAAACAGUGCCGGACUGGCUGGUGAAGAGUUCAAUAGAACAGAAAAAGAUAUUCAGAUUUCUUCCCCAUUUAAUAAAAAUAAAUCGAGGAGUUUAUAAUCGAAUACGCAACCAACAGGCACUUGAAUCGCAUAAGACUUUCGAAGCGUGGAUCGUGCCAUCGGCUCGGGAAAAAUUUACUGAAAAAGUAUCUCGAUUUUAAACGGGAAUAGUAUCUAUAGUAGUUAGAUUGGGAUGAAAAAGUGCCUUAAGAUUGUUAUUUUGUUAUAAAUGUAAUAAAAAACAAUUAAAAUUUACUGGAAUCUAUUUUGUCGGAAGAAAGUCCUUUAUUUGUAGUUCGAAGUGUUCAAAUGAUUUUCAAUAAAGUUUACCCUUUGUCCGACGGGUUUUAAGUGUACUUUUUUAUGAAAGUAACAUAGUUCAUGAUAUCAGUCAAAAGGAUCUUGAAGUGGUGAUUUAACUUUAAAAUUAGAAAGUGAGAACCACAAAUUUGCGGGUUCAGUUGCUGAGUUAUUAUUCCAAUCCCAUCAUCGGUCGAAGGAUUCAAGUUGGAGCCAGAAACAGAUAACUCUCAAGUCGAAAUGUCGGUUGAUGUUGCUGCCCAUCCGGAGGAAUUCCGACCGGACGUACUAAAAAGAACCAUGAAUAAGUUAUGCAGACAAGUAUCUAUCGAGUCUCCUGGUCCAACAAUGAAAGAUUGCGUGUUCAGUUUUAUUGUACCAGUACCAGAUACACCUCCAAAAGGUGCACGCAUUAAAAUUGUAUGCGCAGGAGCUUGCUAUCGUCGUCAUCGUUCACCAUCGAUUUCAUCAAUUUCCAGUGUAUCGUCUGAACUCAGCGAUUACAAUGUACCAAUUGCAGCACAAACAACCCCAUCUGCACAGCAGACUAGCCCAGCACAUCAAGGUAUUCGAGACGGGGCCAUUUUCCCAGGUUUUGAAGUGGCCGGUGUCAUUGAAACAUUAGGAAGUGAAUUGGGUCCUGAUUGUGGAUUUACGGUUGGUCAACGUGUUGUAAUCUAUCCAUUUGAUGAAGCGCCUAAUGGUUAUGCUGAACUGAUUUGUGUACCAGACUUGAAGUAUUUAAUUCCAAUACCUGAUAGUUUGCCUAUUAGCGUUGCAGCUAUGCUUCCAACCGGUGCACUUUUGGCUAUGAGUGCAGUUCUUCAGGCUCAUGAAAUUGCCAGUGAAUUACUAAAAGAACGCGGUAAUGAUACGAUUUGUAAAAUGCUGAUUGUGGGAACCGGUGGACUGGCCCUUUGGGCUGUACGAAUCGCCCAAUAUCAUUUUCACAAUUCAGAUUAUAGCCGUGGCAGAUUUGAUAUAACUGUUGCUAGUUUAAAGGAUGAAGGCUUCAUGUUAGCCAAAGAAAUUGAGAACGUUAAAGUUGUACAAUGGAAUGAAGACUUGUAUGAGAAGCAACUAAUUGAAAGAACUAAAGAUGCAUGCAAUGGUCUAGUGGAUAUUGUUAUUGAUUUCGGAACCACAUCAAGAAGUCUUCAUAGAUCAAUGCAAUGUCUAACGAAGGGAGGCGUAGUGCUAAUAAAUGAUGAAGUUGCUGAAAAACUUCUUCCGAAAUUUGCACGCCUUGCCGAGGAGCGCGAGCAAAAAAUUGAAGCAGUUGCUAAUGGGUCAAUUGAACAAUUACACGAGGUAGUGAAGUUGGUUGCAUCAGGCGAGAUCAAGCCACCACCUCAUUCAAUUUUCCCAUGUGAACAAGCAUCGGAAGUAGUUCGUAAAUUAUGCGCAUCAGAAAUUCCAGGACGUGCUAUACUCCGAUUUCAUGACAUUGACUAAAUAUACAGGUGAAAAAUUUAUAUAAAAUGCAAAUCAUCCUCUACUAAGAUGAAAUGUACUUUAUUUUCCUCUUUUUGUUGUAUUUAAAAAAAUUUGACAAAGUUAAAACAAAUUUUGCAAGCGUCAGUGAGCUUGAUCUUACCUAUUAUUAUUAAUAAAGAAAAAAUAAAAGUAAGCUAAGGAUAAAAAUAUCUGAAUUCAAAGGAAAAUUAAAAAUAAAUAAGAAAACAAGGAAAUAAAAAUAGAAAUUAAGGGCAGGGAAUCUUAAGACUCAAAACAAAAACACAAAGUUACAGAUAAAAUUACAGAAAGAUAAUCUACAGAGAUCUCUUGUGAGAUUUCCUUUCGUAACAAAUACUCUCCUUUUUUUGAGUUGACUCAGGUUUUCGUUUCAAAGCAUUUAAAUGUGGCACCAAAUUUAAAAAAUUCUGUAAUAUUCUCUAUUGCUACAGGCUAGUGGAUUUCGAAAAUGAACUUGCAACUUGUAAGGAAGCUUCCAAUUGAUUGUUAUUUACUAUAUAUAAUACAGUAGAAUCCUGAUAAUUCGUAUCGUCAAUAGACUGACUAUUUAGUACGAAAUAUGGGCGGAUUACCAAUUAUCGGGAAUGAAAAAUAAAGAAAAUUAACUCCAGAGACCCAGAAAUUAGCCGGAAAUACGAACAAUGGAUGUACGAAUUAUCGAGAUUCCACUGUAUUUGAAUGUUGAAAGUAAUUCAUUCAAGUGAUCAUUUUGCAAUCCAAUGCUAUAGCCAUUUUCUUCUGUGCUUUGAAAACGGGAUAUGGAAUUAGAAUUCAUAUUUUCAUCUCUUGCGUUAAGCUUAAGUUAUAAGCAUAUUUGACGAAAGAAUAUUUUAUUUGAUUUUUAUCUAUUUAUAUGAAUUAAUAUAAUAUACAAGUGCACAUUUUUGAGAACGAAGUGAUAAGCGAACGCUGAUAUAGAUCAAUAAAACUCCUUAGAUUUUAAGCUCCUUUAACAAAUUGCAUAAUGAUUGUUACCGUAGUUUUUAUAUAUACCUUCAAAUCUAAUCAAAGUAUAGACAAAACCGGAAAAAAAAAUCCAUACAAACGAGAAACAUGGUAAAGAUCACCUAUUUUCGGAAUCUCACUACUUUCCUAAUAUUGUCUGGAUAUGCAUUUAUUAUUUUUCAUCAAACAAUUCAAUGCAUAAAAAAUAGACUAAUCAAAAGAAUAGGAAGUAGACUUUAGGAGUAUGCACGAUUAAUUCGUCAAAUGAUUUUGGUUUAAAUAUUUUCUUAUGCUUAAAUAUAUGUACUGCAUAGUUAGUCAAUCAUGUUACUGUUAUCCCUAUUUGAAUUGUAUAUUUUUUUUUUGUUUUUUAUCGAAUCUAAUAGUACUUUGUGAUAUUCAAUAUUCAAAAAAUCUGUCAUUGUUUAAUUUGCUCCAGAUUAACUUCAUUUAUCCAUAAAAUUCUUAUAUAAAAUUUUACGUUACGUACAUUUAAGGUUCCAUUUUGGCCCGCCGCACACAACAACACCCAUUGAAAGUCACUCUUUAAAUUAUAACAAAAAAGCAUCACAUUUUUUCGCAUUUAUUAAUUAUAAAUUUAUUAUACUAUGAAACAACUAUUGUAGAUAUUAAUUAAAAAAAAAGAAACAACAGAUUUGAAGGAAGAAUUAGCAGUUGUUUUAUUAUAGCAAAAAAAAAAUAAAUACACUAGAAAGAAUAAUAAAAAAAAAAAGAAAGUAGAUAAAAAUCCGCAUGAACGAAGUAAGGAGUAUUUGAAAAGUAUUCGUUGUAUUUCAAUUAGAAGGAAAAGAAACACGAAAAAAAAAGAAAUAACUAAACUAACGAUAGUAACGAAUAAUAAAUAGCAAGACCCACAUACAAGGUGUUGUUAUCCAGGAAACUGUUAAUGAAAUGAAAAGAUAAAAAAAGAAUCACAAAAAAUAUAUUGUUCCCGAA